Molecule: messenger RNA, 792 nt
Organism: Candida albicans SC5314
Lineage: Eukaryota; Fungi; Ascomycota; Pichiomycetes; Serinales; Debaryomycetaceae
Exons: 1
Coding region: 1-792 (263 amino acids)
Biological process (GO): protein folding; protein peptidyl-prolyl isomerization
Cellular component (GO): endoplasmic reticulum; fungal-type vacuole
Molecular function (GO): peptidyl-prolyl cis-trans isomerase activity
Source: RefSeq, a predicted model, not a curated record
AUGUCGAGUAUUUUACUAGCCGUUAUAUUCCUUGUGAAUUUGGUAUUAUCGUCGGUCAUCCCUCAAACUGAUCUCAAAUUAUCAGUUGAAGAGCAAUCACAUUUAGAAGGUGACCCUUCUGUUACUCAUAAAGUAGUAUUUACAAUUAAACAUGGUGAUGAGUUAUUGGGUGAUUUGACUCUUGCAUUAUUUGGAGAAACAUGUCCCAUAACUGUUGAAAAUUUUUAUCAAUUAGCCAUUAGAGGAGAAGAUGGUCAAGGUUAUAAAAAUAGUAAAUUUCAUCGUAUUAUUAAUAAUUUUGUUAUACAAGGAGGUGAUUAUGAUGGUCGCGGUGGGAAACUGAUUUAUGGUGAUAGUUUUAAUGAUGAAAAUUUCAUUUUAAAACAUAAUAAAUUGGGGAGAUUAUCAAUGGCUAAUGCUGGACCAAAUACUAAUGGUGGACAAUUUUUCAUUUUAAAUGGUAAACCUACUCCACAUUUAGAUGGUCAUCAUGUAGUUUUUGGACAAUUGGUUGAUGGGUUUGAUACUUUACAGAAGAUAAGUACAGUUGAAACAAAAGAUUCAAGUCCUUUGAAACCAGUGGUUAUUAGUGAUGUUAAAACUGCCAUUGAUAAAUCAAAGGUAAACCAAAAGGAAGAAACAGGGACAUCGUCAUCUUCAGAAACUGAAGGAAUCACAGCAGUGUCAACUUCAGUUUAUAGCUAUUUGUUCAUAAUACUCUUGUUAGGUGUUGUUUUUGCUGCAUAUAAGAUGAUGCCCAGACGUGAUCAAAUCACUACUAUCAAAGAUUAA